Molecule: messenger RNA, 258 nt
Organism: Parnassius apollo (apollo)
Lineage: Eukaryota; Metazoa; Arthropoda; Insecta; Lepidoptera; Papilionidae
Source: the annotation of a GenBank genome assembly
AUGAGGUGUACAUAUCACUUUUACUUCUUGGCUGACAAGUUCUCUCCCCGUGAGACUCAAAACUCAAUGUCUAUCGACACAUCGUCGCCCUCUGCAGCAAAGACACAACAAAUUCAGAACCAUCGCCUUCUAAUGAAGAAUUAUUCGAAGAAAAUGAAUCGUAGCUUGAAACUACUUCUUCCGAGCGAUCAUCUUUGCCCCGCGAUGGUCAACAACAGACGCAGCCCGAAACUUCAAGAUCAAAUAAAAGAAAAAUGA